AUGCUGAGCAGCGGGAGUCGGGGACUCCUCCACCUGGGACUGUGUCUCCGCUUGUGUGCACCUUUCUUUAAAGGCUGUGUGGGCUGCGCGUCCGAGGAGAGACUGUUCCACAAACUGUUCUCUCAGUACAACCAGUUCAUCAGGCCCGUGGAAAACGUUUCUGACCCCGUGACGGUGUAUUUCGAAGUGGCCAUCACACAGCUGGCCAACGUGGAUGAAGUAAACCAGAUCAUGGAAACCAACCUGUGGCUGCGUCACAUCUGGAAUGAUUAUAGAUUGCGCUGGGAUCCAACAGAAUACGAUGGUAUUGAGACUCUUCGUGUACCAGCGGAUAAGAUCUGGAAGCCUGACAUUGUUCUAUACAACAAUGCUGUGGGUGACUUCCAAGUCGAAGGCAAGACCAAAGCUCUCCUUCAAUACAACGGCAACAUCACCUGGACGCCACCCGCCAUUUUUAAGAGUUCCUGUCCGAUGGAUAUCACCUUUUUCCCUUUUGAUCAUCAAAACUGUUCCCUAAAGUUCGGUUCCUGGACAUAUGACAAAGCUGAAAUUGAUCUUCUGAUCAUUGGAUCGAAAGUGGACAUGAACGAUUUUUGGGAAAACAGUGAAUGGGAGAUCGUUGACGCUUCCGGCUACAAGCACGACAUCAAGUACAACUGCUGUGAAGAGAUAUACACAGAUAUCACCUACUCUUUUUACAUCAGAAGAUUGCCCAUGUUUUACACCAUUAAUCUGAUCAUCCCCUGUCUGUUCAUUUCAUUUCUGACCGUGCUGGUCUUCUACCUGCCUUCAGACUGUGGUGAGAAAGUGACGCUUUGCAUUUCGGUUCUGCUCUCUCUGACGGUGUUUUUGUUGGUCAUCACAGAAACCAUCCCCUCCACCUCUCUGGUGAUCCCACUGGUGGGCGAGUACCUGCUGUUCACCAUGAUCUUUGUCACCCUGUCCAUCGCGGUCACUGUGUUUGUGCUCAACAUACACUACCGCACCCCAGCCACACACACCAUGCCCAAGUGGGUGAAGACAGUUUUCCUCCAGCUGCUCCCACGGCUCCUAGUGAUGAGCAGACCUCUGACCAAGAGCAGGGACACAGCUUCUGAUCAGAACCCCAAAGGCGUUGCCAGCAGGUCUGCCACAGUCAAGUUUGCUAAUCGUGUGGAACCCGAGGUUCUUAAGGAAUGCCGCCACUGUCACAAACCUAGUGAGCCUGCCCCCAGCAAGAAAAGGUUAAGUCACCAGCCUGUACAGUGGGCGGCCGAAGAUGCAGAGCACUCGCCCGAGGUGGAAGAUGUCAUCAGCAGUGUUCAGUUCAUAGCAGAAAACAUGAAGAGCCACAAUGAAACCAAGGAGGUAGAAGAUGACUGGAAAUAUGUGGCCAUGGUGGUGGACAGAGUGUUUCUUUGGGUGUUUGUCAUUGUCUGCGUGUUCGGAACAGCAGGGCUAUUUCUACAGCCACUACUUGGGAACACAGGAAAACCAUAA
Molecule: messenger RNA, 1479 nt
Organism: Lepus europaeus (European hare)
Lineage: Eukaryota; Metazoa; Chordata; Mammalia; Lagomorpha; Leporidae
Gene: CHRNA6
Product: cholinergic receptor nicotinic alpha 6 subunit
Exons: 6
Coding region: 1-1479 (492 amino acids)
Biological process (GO): chemical synaptic transmission; monoatomic ion transmembrane transport; signal transduction
Cellular component (GO): synapse; postsynaptic membrane; neuron projection
Molecular function (GO): acetylcholine-gated monoatomic cation-selective channel activity; transmembrane signaling receptor activity
Source: RefSeq, a predicted model, not a curated record